Molecule: messenger RNA, 528 nt
Organism: Phytophthora sojae
Lineage: Eukaryota; Oomycota; Peronosporomycetes; Peronosporales; Peronosporaceae
Exons: 1
Source: RefSeq, a predicted model, not a curated record
UGUCCGUGCGCGCAAGCAUGCUGGCAGGCGCUGGUACUUCAUUGGACUGGUCAAACCUGGCAGCGGCGUGAGUUACGCCAAUUUCUGUGGAACUGUAUGUCGAGAUCGCCACCAAAACUGUCAUCAGCAGUACGAGCGCGAUUGCGUUCAGCUUUUGCUGAUGAAGUUGCAGCAUACGAGGUGGAAUGGAACAGGAUAUGGUGGAUACUAAGUUCCAUUUGUAUCACAGUCCUAUGGAAACAACGCAACCGAGUCGCGCACCAAGGGGAACAAGUGACACAGCACGGCAGUCAACAAGAGUUCUUGAAAAUCGGGCUGCAACAGUUACGGGCGUUGGCUUUACGCGAAAGAAGACGCUCCCAAACCAAAAUCCAAGGCACGCGCCUGCUCCUAUGUUUAGGAAUCUUGGCGCGACAGCCACUAGAGGCACCACCGCAAGGGGUGAGUCAAGUACAGCCACCGGAUCGCUCGACGACACCGGCGUUAAUAUCCUGGCUUAGGAAAUUCCAGACAUCUUGUACACAGUAA